Messenger RNA from Blastomyces gilchristii SLH14081, 1487 nucleotides. RefSeq lists its product as hypothetical. The record is from RefSeq and is a predicted model, not a curated record. Lineage: Eukaryota; Fungi; Ascomycota; Eurotiomycetes; Onygenales; Ajellomycetaceae. The coding region runs from base 184 to 576 and encodes 130 amino acids. The transcript is spliced from 3 exons.
GCUUGCUACUUUAGUCCUCGUCCCAAUAAUACUGAAGUCCUUGCCUGCCUUACCCUCACAGAACGGAGACUUUCCUCCUUCAACAAAGUAUCUUCCUCAUUCCUCCUUUACUUCUCCGCCCUACCUCCUCCGCCAACCUCCCUUCUACCUCCUUUCUAGCUAUAACAACACCACUAUCGCAUCAUGGGCGACACCGGAGCUGCUGCUUUUGGCGGUGGCGCAACUAGCGGCCUAGACAAGGGAAAGGGCAAAGCAGUUGACACCCAUCCAGCUGACGAUGUGAGCAUGGGCGAGGACGAGGAGAGCUCUUCUGAAGAGAGCACCGUUGAGGAUCUGCCAGUCGAGGAUGACGAAGACGAAGACACAGCACAGGACAACCUCGAACCCAUCUCCGCCGACAACAUCAUCAGCGACGGCCGACGCACCCGUGGCAAAAUGAUUGAUUUCGCUGAGGCUGCGAAAAAGGCGCAAGAGGCUGGCGACCCGAUUGACGAUGAGGAUGACGACGAUGGAGAUUUUGAGCUCCAAGAUGAUACCACCACCAACCAGGACGACGAUCAUAUUAUGAGAGAUUGAGAAACGAAAUUAGAAGGUUGUGAGCAAGAGAAAACAAGAAAAUGACGAAACGACAGGAAUAUAGGGUCAUUUGGUUGGGUGUUUUGCGGUAUUUCCUGCUUUUUUACAAAUAAAUAAAGAAGCGAAUGAGAAAAACUUAUGUGCUCAUUUAUCAGCUGAACAAUAUCUCUGCUUGCCCCGUUUCCUCUGAGUUGGAUUAUAGCGUUUUCCCCCUUCCUCUACUCGUUUGAUAUUUGGUGGCUGGGAAAAUGGUUUUGGCAGGCGUGUGAUAUCCCCCCCAUAAAACUAUGUUAUCUAAAAGUCCAAGCAUAUUUGGGUGGUGCACUUAUAUUGUUUUUCCUCCCUCCGGCGUCCCUGAAGCAGAAACAGUCAUGUAAAUGACCAGAGAAAUGAAGUAAUCAGAGAGAGGCGGAAGAUAUAAAAAUCAUCAAAAGAAACCUAAAGCAGUGAAUUUUCGUACAUCGAGGGUUAAGCUUCUCUCUUCCUUCUGGGAUGUCCCAACUCUUUUGUUUCCUCAGCAGAAAAACAAGCGAGAACAAAGGGAAAACAGGGGAAAUUGGGAUAGAUCUUUGCAGUUAUUUUUCAAUAAUCCUGGAAUAAACAAAGCUUUCCUCCUUGACUGUGAUGAAGUGACUUUUUCAAUCAACAAUCUAGAUCUGAACCUGCCACUGUAAUAAGGAGGUUGGAUCAUGAACUCACUCAAUGAUUAUUGACAGACUGUCAUUGUGAACAGGAAGGACACAUCUUAAACACAUUGAUCAUGAAUAAAAGCCACUGUCAAUGGGAUAGAAUGAAUACAAAACACUGUCCUCAACCACAUCAUUUCUGCAGUAUAGAUGUUAGGGCUUCCCAUGUCCGUUUUCGGCCAGAACUCAAAUGCACGUGCCAAGACCCAAAUUUAUCCACUUUUA